AUGCUUAUCGAUGGAGUUGAUGAUCAGAUGAUUGGUGCGCUACAAGACAUGGAGAUGGGUGAACAAGAUGACGCUCUGGUGCAGUUACAAGAGUCUAAUAUAAAUGACGAGAUAUUGGAUGAGGCUGUCGAUGACUUGCUGGGGGAGGAACUAAAGGAGAUGGAUGAGAGUAUGAGCUCUCGUAUUGAGCCUUCUUCUCUCACUGCUGUUAAAGUCAAGAUCAAGUCCUCUAAGGGGAGCUCACGACAAUUGGUUCCACGGGGAAUGCCAAUUAGGAAAGCGGAGUUUCUUCGUCGGGGAUCUCCACGGAGCUAUGGUGUCUCUUCAUCGGGAGAUAACGAAACUCGCAAAAUGAUUGACAUUGAGGCAGUCAUUGAUGGAAUAAAAGUCUUUAUGACGUUUGUUUAUGGGGAUCCUGUAUUAGAACGAAGAGAUCAAGUUUGGGAACGUCUUACGCGUUUCUCAACAACAAGAACUGGACCUUGGUUUAUGAUAGGUGAUUUCAAUGAGAUUACAGGUCAUAAUGAAAAAGAAGGUGGUAGACAGCGUACUGAUAGCUCUUUUUUACCUUUCAAGCAAAUGCUAAGUGACUGUGGGAUGCUCGAAUUUCCAUACACUGGAGAUAUGCUCUCAUGGGUUGGUAAGAGAGCAGGGAGAGUAACUGUUAGAUGUCGACUGGACAGAGCAGUGGGAAACGCCGACUGGCAUGAAAAGUUUCCUCAUUCGAAGACGAAGUAUAUGAGAUUAUGGGGCUCGGAUCAUCGUCCGAUACUUGCUGAUAUCCUAAAAAAACCAACCAGGAGAUCGAGGAAAUUUAAGUUUGACAAAAGAUGGUUGGACAAUGAGGAACUGAGACAAGUUAUUUUGGAGGGAUGGAAAUCACCUGAUCUUCCACCUAAUGCCUCUAUAAUGGAGCAUAUUUCCAGUUGUAGAAAAGCAUUGAGCGAGUGGAGGAGACAAAAUAAUAUAAACUCUGCAAAACUGGUGGAAGAGCUUAAGGAAAAAGUGGAAGGUCUAUAUGCAGAUGAUAACGCCACAACUGAGGAGAUUGCAGCAGCUCUGAAGGAGCUUUCUGAUGCUCUUAAGGCAGAAGAAAUGUUUUGGAAACAAAAGAGUCGAGUAUUUUGGCUAAGGGAAGGAGAUCGUAAUACGAAAUUUUUCCAUGCCUUAACGAAACAGAGGAGAGCAAGGAAUAAGAUCACUCAGCUUCUGGAUGGAAAUGGAAAUACUGUGGAAGAUGAAGAAGGAUUAGUAGCCAUUGCUACUAGUUAUUUUAGACAAAUCUUUGAGUCUUCUAAUCCACAGGAUAUUGAAGAAGCUCUAUCUGAAGUUCCUACGACAAUAACGGAGCCAAUGAACGAAAGUCUUACCGCACCGGUCACGGAAUGGGAGAUUAAAUUAGCACUCUUUGCUAUGCAUCCAGAAAAAGCUCCAGGUCCAGAUGGGAUGACUGCACUGUUUUACCAGAAGUUCUGGGAUAUAGUAAAGGAUGAUUUGACCCUUAUGGUUAAUAAGUUCCUUACUGAAGGGAUAAUGCCCAAUGGACUGAAUGAAACUAAUAUCUGUCUCAUCCCAAAGACAACAAAGCCUAAUGAGAUGACGCAGUUUAGGCCUAUUAGCUUGUGUAAUGUGAGCUACAAGAUUAUCUCUAAGGUCCUAUGCCAGAGACUUAAGAAAGUGCUCCCAGGAUUGAUAUCAGAAACCCAGUCAGCCUUUGUUGCUGGAAGACAGAUUUCUGAUAAUAUUAUGAUUGCUCAGGAGAUGUUCCAUGCUCUCAGAACCAAGCCAAGCGGGCGCAACAAAAAAAUGGCUAUUAAAACAGAUAUGAGUAAAGCCUAUGAUAGGAUGGAAUGGUCAUUUAUUGAAGCUGUGAUGAGGAAGAUGGGUUUCUCAGAAACAUGGAUUACAUGGAUAAUGAGAUGUAUCACGUCAAGGAUUAACGCAACCACAAGGCAAGAGAUCAAAGAUGUGCUUGGAAUACAGAAUGAUGGAGGGAUGGGGACUUAUUUGGGUAUCCCAGAAGAUAUUAGUGGCUCAAAAUGUAAGCUCUUUGCCUUCUUAAAAGACAAACUAAUGCAUAGAGUGAAUGGCUGGACAGGACGCUGGCUCUCGAAAGGAGGAAAGGAGGUAUUGAUUAAGUCCAUUUUGCUUGCUCUUCCGACGUAUGUUAUGUCUACUUUCAUACUCCCAUUGGAGAUAUGUGAAAACAUAGCUAGUGCUAUUGCCCAAUUCUGGUGGAGCUCGAAUCCCCCCAAGAGAGGAAUACACUGGUCGAAAUGGGAGAAAGUCUGCCUACCGAGAGAAGAAGGAGGGAUUGGAUUUCGCAUGAUUCAUGAGUUCAACCUGGCACUAUUGGCAAAACAAUUAUGGAGACUAACACAAAACCCGGAUUCCCUGGUCGCUCGUGUCUUAAGAGGAAGAUAUUACAGGCUAAGCUCGCCCUUACGAGUAAAUUCUGUAAGUAGUCCUUCAUAUGUUUGGACUAGUAUAUCUGCUGCGAGGGAGCUUUUGUUGAUGGAGAUAAGGCAGAAAAUACACUCUGGUUAUGAGGUUAAGGUAUGGGAGGACCCCUGGAUUCCAUUGAAUCCUGCUAGACCAGCUAUACCAAUAGCACCAGUUAUGAAUCCAAAUAUGCGAGUGAGUGAUCUUAUUGAUCAGGAGCUGAAGGUAUGGGAUGUUAAUCUAUUGGAACAAUAUGUCAGACCUGAUGACAUACCCCUUAUAAGGAGUGUAGCCAUAAGCACGACUCAUAGACCUGACACGUUUUGCUGGAACUUCACAAGACAUGGACAAUACACGGUCAAGUCUGGAUAUUGGGUUGCUCAAAAUCUAAUGAAGGAUACAGAUGAAAAGCAAAUGUUAGAGCCGAGUAUAACAAAGCUCCAAGCCUUUGCUUGGAAGAUAAAGGCGCCAAAGAAAAUUUGUCACUUCCUAUGGCAAUGUUUAACUGGUCAUGUGGCAGUAACGAGAAAUCUAGUAAGGAGAAAUAUGAGAUGUGACAAUUACUGUCCGAGGUGUGGUGAACCAGAGGAGUCAGUAACACAUGCUAUUUUCGAAUGUCCACCUGCUCUACAAGUUUGGCUACAUUCAUCGACUCCAACUAAUCCUGGCGUUUUUCCAGCAUCAAGUAUUUACACGAAUAUGAAUUACCUCUUCUGGGAGAAAGAUGGUUCACUUGAACCAGAGCUAGACAGGGAUCCUUAUCCCUGGCUAAUUUGGUACAUCUGGAAGGCUAGAAAUGACAAACUCUUUAGAGGAAUCGAUAGAGAUCCUCUGGAACUAGUUCGAUAUGCUGAGAGUGAGUGUCAAGCUUGGUUUAAUGCCAAUGAGAUGAUACCGCCAGUGUGGUGGAAAGACGCAACUCAUGGGAUCACACAACUUUCCCAGAAGAGAAUCGGCUCUGCACUCAGAAGUGGAAGCACUGCGGUGGGCGAUGGAGAAUAUGCUUCAACAUUCAACAUGCCAGAACUUCGGAACAGACUGCAAAGAAUUGAUCGCAAUGAUCAAGGAACCUCAGGCUUGGCCAAGUUUUGCUACGGAGUUGGAGAGGAUAGAGACACUGAUCAUAUGCUUCCCGGACUUCAAGAUUUCUUAUGUUCCAAGAGCGCGCAAUCGGAUUUCUGA
This is a messenger RNA of Raphanus sativus (radish), 3624 nucleotides long. RefSeq lists its product as uncharacterized. NCBI's taxonomy places the organism in Eukaryota, Viridiplantae, Streptophyta, Magnoliopsida, Brassicales, Brassicaceae. The transcript has 4 exons. Gene Ontology annotation, molecular function: catalytic activity. Bases 1 to 3624 code for a protein of 1207 amino acids. The record is from RefSeq and is a predicted model, not a curated record.